Messenger RNA from Colletotrichum karsti, 1710 nucleotides. RefSeq lists its product as uncharacterized. Gene Ontology annotation, molecular function: protein binding. The record is from RefSeq and is a predicted model, not a curated record. The coding region runs from base 1 to 1710 and encodes 569 amino acids. Lineage: Eukaryota; Fungi; Ascomycota; Sordariomycetes; Glomerellales; Glomerellaceae. The transcript has 2 exons.
AUGGUGUCGGCUUCGGACAACAGCAUCUUGGCCGCCAUCAAACUGAACGACACUGGAUUUUUGCAGCUGCUGGCUGAGAACGGAAGUCUACUCGGGUCUCACAACAGCACGGGUCAAACACCCUUGCAUCUUGCCGCGCAGCUAGGCCGGGAGGACUGUGCCCGCAUUCUCCUGUCAGCUGAGCCAAAUAUCACGGAACAACCACGAGACGUGAACGGGAAGACACCCCUGAUGAUGGCAGUCGAAUACGAGAACCUUGGCGUGGCCAAAGCGCUUCUUGAACAUGGGGUUAAUGUCGACACAGUCAAUAAGCAAGGCUCAGCUCUGUCACGAGCUGUUACUUACGGACUGGCUGACUUUGUGAAAGAACUGAUCGAUCACAACGCGAAGGUUGAGAACCCCGAUUACUAUGAAACCCCACUGCUUUACGUGGCCGCCCGAAACGGAGACGAAAGAGCUAUCGGGGCGUCGCUUACUGUCUCCGGAAUUGACGUUAAUGUGAAGGACAGUUCUGAUGGAGACUCCCCGCUUCUCGCUGCCUCAGCCAGGGGCCAUGAAUUGAUUGUACAGAUGCUCUUGGACAAGAAGGUUGAUGUACACGCUGUCAACAAAAAGGGCGAAACAGCCCUCCAUCGGGCUUGCUUCUCGGGACAUACGGAGGCAGCCCGGAUCCUGCUUGCUGCCGGCGCUGACUCGGACAUCAAGCUGCAAGACUCGGAUGGUGACACGCCACUUCAUUCGGCAUCACGCCGUGAUGACUUGGGCAACUUGGAAAUCGCACGCGAGCUGAUGAAGAACCAUGAGGGUCGCACUCCACUACACUUAGCAAUGGCGGCAGAUUCGGACGACCUCUUUGAAUUCCUCCUUGAUGCGGGUGCCGAUUUCGGUACUGCCGACUCGAAAGGUAAUACAAUCCUGCAUAAUGCCGCAUCGGAUGGCAAGUGGAAGUUCUGUCAUACUCUGGUCAGCUUACGCUUCAAUGCGAAGCUCGAAGUCAAGAAUCAAGCAGGCGAGACACCACUUCUCUUGGCCGUACGACAGAACAAGCCCAAAGCCGUUGACGUGUUACUGGAGUCGGGGGCAGAUGUCAACAUCACAUGCAGAGAUGGAACCAAACCAUUGCAUCUUGCAUGCUCCAAGGGUUAUCUUGAAAUCUGCCAGACCCUGGUCAGCCGCAACGCCGAUGUCAAAUCUAAGAACAAGGAGGAAAAAAACCCACUCCACCUGGCCGUGCUAAACAACCACCUCGAUGUUGUCAAAUUUCUCCUCGACUGCGACCAAGCCCCCUACGUCGACGAGGUCACGGAAGAUGACUACACCAGCCUCCAUCUCGCCGCCGAGAAAGGUCAUUCAAGAAUCUGCGCUGCUCUCCUGGACCAUAAAGCCUCCAUGAAUAGGAUCACUGACCCGUUCAGAGGUUACGGGGACACUCCGGUCAUGUUGGGGGCGAGCUGGGGACAAAUUGACUGCCUGAAAGUGUUCAUCGGGCAUAACGUAGACCUGAACUACGAAUAUGGAGGUUACAACGCCAUAUGGAGCGCAGCAUACAGUGGUCAUGUGGAAACGGUCAAGUUCCUGCUGGAAAAUGGUGCGAGCGGGUUCCCGCCCGCAGUAUUGAAUGGAAAAUGGAAAAAGAUGACGUUUGAUUCCGUGACGGAAGCGACAAAGUCGCAGAUUCUAGGUAUUCUCAGGGAGGCGAAGCAUACAUAA